AGCAGCAAGGUCGUCUUUGGCCGGUGGACCUCGGCAUCUUUCCCAGCACCAUCCAGCCACCUCGCACGGUUCUCACAACACAUAGUGAAGCAUUCCAGGCCCAUUUCCCACCCCCGCGUUCCCGUUCAAACGUCACUAGCAGCUAGGGCCCGAACCGAGGCUCGCUGACUGGCGGAAUAUCCGCGGACUGCACACCUAUUGUGGAAGAACAGAAGCAAGCAACUGACUGGCCCGGCUCAGCUUUCGCCGGAAUUCAUGUAUGAUUCUCCCUCGCCUGGGACCUAAACGGCGACCACAUUCGAUCAGCAAAACCAAUCGCCCUGCCUGCCUACUGCCACAGCUCGACAUCGAGUCUCUGCGCAUCGUGAGAUCUCGGAACGACGCGUCCAAUUGGAGCAGUGGUGGACGGACGAGACGGCAACAGGAGCCUUCUUCAUUACGCACACCAUGGCGGGACGUGUACGGCACCCAAUCGACCAGAAGGCUCUGGAACGGUACAUCGACGAGCAUGUGCCACAGAUCAAGACGCCCUUGGAGAUCAAACAGUUCGGCUUCGGCCAGUCGAACCCGACAUACCAACUAACGGACGCGACCAAUGCCCGCUUCGUGCUGCGCAAGAAGCCCCCCGGCAAGCUCCUCUCCAAGGCAGCGCAUAAGGUCGAACGCGAGCACCGCAUCAUCGCCGCCCUCGGCCCCACCGACGUACCUGUGCCCCGGGCCUACUGCCUCUGCGAGGACGACUCGGUCGUCGGCACGCCCUUCUACAUCAUGGAGUUCCUCGACGGCCGCAUCCUCGAGGACCCGGCCAUGCCCGAGGUGAGCUCGCCCGAGGAGCGCAGGGCGCUAUGGAGGGCCGCGACGACGACGCUCGCGCGGCUGCACCGCGUCACGCCGGCGGGCGUCGGGCUCGAGGGGUUCGGCAAGGCGAGCGGGUUCUACGACCGCCAGGUCCGCACGUGGACGACCAUUUGCGAGAGCCAGGCCGCCGCCGUCGACCUCGAGACGGGCGAGAAGGUCGGCGAUCUGCCGCACUUUGGGGAGAUGGUGCGGUUCUUCGGGGACGGGGCCGCGCAGCCGCAGGACCGGGCGACGCUGAUCCAUGGGGAUUACAAGAUUGACAACAUUGUCUUUCACAAAACGGAGCCGAGGGUCAUUGGAAUUCUGGACUGGGAAAUGUCCACCGUGGGCCACCCCCUCUCGGACUUGUGCAACUUCCUACACCCGUACUUCACCGCCUCGCGCGCCGGCAGCGGCAUCUACGCGCACGACGGAUUCCUCCCCGGCGCCACGCCGGGUUUGCCGACGACGGAGGAGAUUGUGGGCUGGUACGCCGCCGAGGCUGGGUGGUCACCCGCGCCGGAGCUCAACUGGGGCAUGGCGUUCAGCAUGUUCCGGCUCGCGGCCGUGUGUCAGGGCAUCGCGGCGCGGGCGGCGCGCGGGCAGGCGAGCAGCGAGCAGGCGCGGAGGUUCGCCGUCACGAGGGGCCCGUUGGCGGAGUUUGCGUGGGAGCUCGUCGGGAGGAGCCGUGGCGAGGGGGGGGAAGGUGGCAAGGCGAAGUUGUAA
Messenger RNA from Colletotrichum destructivum, 1563 nucleotides. RefSeq names its product Putative aminoglycoside phosphotransferase, protein kinase-like domain superfamily. The transcript is spliced from 3 exons. The record is from RefSeq and is a predicted model, not a curated record. Lineage: Eukaryota; Fungi; Ascomycota; Sordariomycetes; Glomerellales; Glomerellaceae. The coding region runs from base 448 to 1563 and encodes 371 amino acids.